AUGUUCCAAAGACUCCUCGUCCUCGUUGCUCUCCUCUCGGUCUCGGUGUCGGUCUCCGCCCAGGAAUCCUCCGCUAGCGCGACAACCUCAGGUGUCGCAGCCCCUACUUCGACCGCCGGCAUCCCGAGCUGCGUCUUACAAUGCUCGAUUCAGGCUGCGGCCACCGCUGGGUGUGCCUUCUCGGACCCUGCAUGCGCAUGCUCUACCACGAACGGCUUCCAAGAUGCCGCAACAGCAUGCCUACAAGCAUGCACAGCGGAAGAGCAACAAGCUGCCCUCGGCUUGCAGGCGGCUCUCUGUGGUGCUGCAUCCAGCGGCGCCUUCUCGGACUCUGUCUCUGUCACAGGGUCCGCCACCACCGAGGCCGUAUCCUCUUCCGCCUCCGUCACCACUCCCCUCUCCUCCGCCUCCAUCGCAACCACUGCACCUCUCUCUUCUCCCUCAGUAACCAGGCCUGCUUCCACUUCUGCGCCCGCUACGAGCAGCGGGUCGGGAACGCCAGCUCCGGCAAACACCUCCAACGCAGCCAAGGGUAUGAUGCGCGUUGGCGAGCAGGCAGGAUUGGUCGGUGCCAGCGUGGGGCUUGUGGGCGCUAUCCUUGGCGCCGCUAUGGUUCUGUAA
Messenger RNA from Pleurotus ostreatus (oyster mushroom), 621 nucleotides. RefSeq lists its product as uncharacterized. Lineage: Eukaryota; Fungi; Basidiomycota; Agaricomycetes; Agaricales; Pleurotaceae. Bases 1 to 621 code for a protein of 206 amino acids. The record is from RefSeq and is a predicted model, not a curated record. The transcript has 3 exons.